Molecule: messenger RNA, 1119 nt
Organism: Colletotrichum spaethianum
Lineage: Eukaryota; Fungi; Ascomycota; Sordariomycetes; Glomerellales; Glomerellaceae
Exons: 1
Coding region: 1-1119 (372 amino acids)
Source: RefSeq, a predicted model, not a curated record
AUGACAGUUUCUCGUGCCCUCAAGGCCUUGACGGCCAUGACUUCCUUGAACCUGCACAAACACGCCCACAUCAACACCGACCAGAAUCUUGUUUUGGCUGACUGCGGCAUUGGCUCCAACCCCGAGAAUCAGACUUGGUCCACCUCCCGCCAGAUGAACUGGUACAAGGGCGCCAUCUGGUCUGCUCCCACCGAGGCUGACCCUGCGCCCCCUGACUUGGUCGUAGAGAUGCCCUACGGCGAUGGCAAAUACCCCUGGAACUUCGAAGGUGCCUCCGCCACCUUUUCCAACGGCGAGACCUGGUCCGCGUGGAUCGAAGACGGCACCCCCGAGCUCCAUCGUGCUGGAAAGGCCAUGAGCACCAAGGACGGCGGUACCACUCUUUGGUGCUACACCUACCGAGGACACCCGGUCAGUAAAAGUGCCUCUGGCAACUCGACUUGCACCUCGGCUUUUGUCUGCAAUUAUCUAGAGGCCGGACCUACCCCCUGGGCCCAGAUCCCAGGUGUGGCUACUCUUUCACACAACGGCACUGUCUUCACGGGUACUCCCAACAACUCUUCGGCCGCAGGCAAUACCCUGACUGUCAAGGUCGAGAUCAGCCCGCGUCCUGCCACCUGGUAUGGUACCAUCAACCAUUUCCUGAGCAGCAUCAUCUUCACCACCGACGGCGUGUGCAGCCCCAACCCCUUCUCGAACCGCCUGAACUCUACCGUCACGGCUCGCUGCCAAGGCACCAACGAUACCCCCCUCAACUUCCUGCCUGUCUUCUUCAAUGUCCUCAAAAACCUUGGAUCCCUCUCCGGCUCUGACGGCUACUUUGUCUACACCCACGGGCCGGCUCCCUUUGCCAGCGACACCUCGGACGACACACUCAACCUACCCGCCACCUUCAAUCUCACCGCCUAUGACAUGGCAACAGGAGAGCUCAAAGGCUUCAUCGGCUACGAGAUGAAGUGGUCGGAACCAGGAGUUGGUAUCCAUUGCCACGAGUGCAACACCACCAAGUUCGACACCAACUACAAUACCGCCAUCGCCUCGGCCUUCGACGUGCUAUAUCCUACCUACUCUCAGAUUGCUAUUGAGAGCAAGUGCACGUUUGACACACUUUGCUGGUAA